This is a messenger RNA of Pseudonaja textilis, 1912 nucleotides long. Lineage: Eukaryota; Metazoa; Chordata; Lepidosauria; Squamata; Elapidae. The record is from RefSeq and is a predicted model, not a curated record.
UGAGCCUUUGGAGGAACCGUAGUUCGCAGCUUGUGACGCUUCGAACCCGAAAGGCGUGUUGGUUCCGACCUCGUGGGUCGGAAUCUUUCCGGCCGAACCGGUCCCGAGGCUGCAUCCAUAUAUACAAAUACUUUAUAGAAGACUGGGAGUACAGCACAGGAGGGCAUCAGAGAUCCUGUAACAACAGUAAUGAAUUUCAGAGAAGAAAUUAUGAGUUUGAUAGUCCCAGGACAAUUUGAUGAUGCUGACACUUCAGACAGUAGCGAACCUUUGCAGGUUGUUCCAGCAUCUCAGGAGGAGAAGGUGGUGGUUAAAAUGCAAGAUUCCCAUCUGAAUGAGGAAGCUGAUGUGGAUGAAUCUGAUGAGAGCUCUGAGGAUGAGGAAGAUGGAUGGGAUUGGGAUGACGAUAUGGGAAAGCUGACAAAACGGAAUCCAAUGGCUGGAGGAAGAAACCCACAGGCAAAUAAACAAACUCCCAGCAGCAAUGCAGCCAAAAUGUCUACACCUACAGGCAAAGCAUUAAGAAAGUUUGAGAAUAAAAUCAAUUUAGACAAGCUGCGUUUUGCUGAUUCUGUUAUAAAUAAAGUCACAGAGAAGUCUAGGCAAAGAGAAGCAGAUAUGUACCGGGUAAAAGAUAAAUCAGACAGGGCAACAGUAGAACAAGUCCUGGACCCAAGAACACGAAUGAUUCUCUUCAAGAUGCUUAGCAGAGGUGUGAUAUCUGAGAUCAACGGUUGUGUCAGCACUGGAAAAGAGGCUAACGUGUACCACGCUAGCACUGCAAAAGGCGAGAAUAGAGCAAUAAAGAUAUAUAAAACUUCUAUUUUGAUGUUUAAAGAUCGGGAUAAAUAUGUGAGUGGAGAAUUCAGGUUUCGUCAUGGAUACUGUAAAGGAAACCCAAGAAAGAUGGUCAGGACAUGGGCAGAAAAAGAAAUGAGGAAUUUAACCAGGUUAUAUACAGCACAGAUCCCAUGUCCAGAACCCAUUAUGUUAAGAAGUCAUGUUCUUGUGAUGGGCUUUAUUGGCAAAAAUGAUAUGCCCGCUCCUUUGUUGAAAAAUGCCCAGUUAUCAGAGUCAAAAGCUCGAGAGUUAUACCUGCAAGUCAUACAGUACAUGAGAAGAAUGUACCAGGAUGCCAAGCUUGUUCAUGCAGAUCUCAGUGAAUUUAAUAUGCUGUAUCACAGUGGUCAAGUAUAUAUUAUCGAUGUGUCCCAGUCUGUGGAGCACGAUCAUCCCCAUGCUUUGGAAUUCCUGAGAAAAGACUGUGCCAAUAUUAACGAUUUCUUUUAUAAGUACAACGUUGCGGUGAUGACUGUGAGGGAGCUUUUUGAGUUUGUCACUGAUCCAUCUAUUACGAAUGAGAAUAUGGAUGCCUAUCUUGAAAAGAUAAUGGAAAUUGCAUCUGAAAGAACAGUGGAAGAAAGAUCCAAUCAGAAUAAUGUAGAUGAAGAGGUGUUCAGGAAAGCCUAUAUCCCGAGGACUCUGACAGACGUUAAGAACUAUGAGAGAGAUGUGGACAUAAUGAUGAAGCUGAAGGAAGAAGAUUCAGCCCUCAGUGUGCAGCAAGAUAAUAUUCUCUACCAGACAGUGACAGGAUUAAAGAAGGAUUUAUCUGGUGUUCAAAAGGUGCCUGCACUCCUUGAAAAUAAUAACAAUGAGGCAGAUUCUAAUGAUGAGGAUGAAGAUGAUAGCUCUUACAAUUCAGACUCAUGUUGUAAGGAACAGGAAGACUUGGGGCAUCUUAAAGACCAGCCUGCUGAAACAGAUGUUGACAAAAAGGAAAGGAAGAAAAUAGUCAAAGAGGCUCAAAGGGAGAAGAGAAAACACAAGAUUCCAAAGCAUGUAAAGAAGCGAAAGGAGAAGAUAGCAAAAAUGAAAAAGGGCAAAUAAAUUCUGGUGAUCGUUUUAAAAA